Rhopilema esculentum is the source of this 2393-nucleotide messenger RNA. Its product is annotated as aflatoxin B1 aldehyde reductase member 2. The record is from RefSeq and is a predicted model, not a curated record. Gene Ontology annotation, molecular function: oxidoreductase activity. NCBI's taxonomy places the organism in Eukaryota, Metazoa, Cnidaria, Scyphozoa, Rhizostomeae, Rhizostomatidae.
CACCAAGAGUACAAUCCAGGUUUGAAUCCAUGUUAAUCUUGAGCCAGAUAUAUGCAAAAUACAAUGGGAAAUCAUUAGUACACACACACUGGAUAUCUCCUGCUUAAGCAACAUGGAUUCCACACUGGAGUGCAAUGCAUCAUAAUUUGAUGAUUAAACUCUACUACACUUGCCGAUUGUGUCCAUUUCAUAUGCAACUACAACAACUGGAGUCGCCACAACAUCACAUCUCUUAUCUCUGGCCUAAAUCCUGGUCUCAAAACCUCCUCAAAAAAGUACUUUGACAAGAUACAACGUUGCAGUUUUUAUAAUCGAAGAACAUGGCGCAGAUAAGAAUUAUUCUUGGAACAAUGAAUUUUGGAUCACAAAUAUCUAAGCAAAAGUGUCCUGAAUUUGUCAACAAAUUUCUUGAAUAUGGUCAUAAGGAACUUGACACUGCAAUCAUGUAUGUGAAUGGAGAGGCAGAGAAAAUUAUCGGCACUAUUCCUGUUUGUAAAGAUAGUGACAAAGUACUUUUAGCAACAAAAGCAAAUCCAGACAAAGGUUUUAGUUACGAUGGAGUUAUCAAGCAGCUGAACACAUCACUGCAGAGCCUUCAAGUAGAUCGGGUUGACAUAUUUUACCUUCAUUGGCCUGAUCAUAAAUUGCCUGUUGAAGAUACGCUGAAAGCAGUUAACCAGUUAUACCAAGAGGGAAAGUUCAAAGAAUUUGGUUUGUCAAAUUUUAAAUCUUGGGAAGUUGUCAAUGUGUAUCACAUCUGCAAGGCUAAUGGUUGGGUGUUGCCAACAGUCUAUCAAGGCAUGUACAAUGCACUAACCAGACAUGUUGAGGGAGAGCUGUUCCCAGCGCUGCGAAAGUUUGGCUUGCGAUUUUAUGCUUACAACCCGCUUGCAGGAGGACUACUGAGUGGAAAAUACCAAUUUCAAGAUAUCGAGGAGAAAAAGCCUCCAGGAAGAUUUUUUGGUCUUGGAGGCAAAUGGGCAGAAUCAUACAGAAAGCGAUAUUGGAAAAAAGACUACUUUGAUGGCAUAGAAAUGAUUCGAAGCGUUCUGGAUAACCAAUAUGGCGAAGGCAAAGUUUCAGUAGCAGAGGCUGCGCUCCGGUGGAUGAAGCAUCACUCUCUUCUAAUUCCGGAUGAUGGGAUUAUAAUUGGUGGCUCAAAGAUGGAACACCUACAAAGCAAUUUGAAGGCUGUUGAACAGGGACCGCUACACGAAGAUGUUGUAGAAGCAUUUGAUGCGGCGUGGAAGAAUGUUCAAGGAAACUGCCCAACCUACUACCGUUGAUAUCCUCUGUAAUAACAAUACGGAAUUCGAUUCUCCAAGUAUUUACAUCCCAUUUCGUCAAAUGGUCAAAUGUACUAAAUAAACGUCAACUCAGAAGAAAAAUGGCGUGUAACGCCUCUAUGUUAAAAUAUAAUUACUUCUAAAAAUAGCAUGCAUGUCUAAUUCGGUGGAAUGUUUGUAAAGCCAGAAACAAUUGAACUGUGUAAUGUUUUAUAAAUGAUGUGCAUUUGAUGUUAUUUCAGCUCCAAGAUUUGUUCGUCAAUGAUUUGUAAAGUAUAGAAUGACAGCCGUUCUUUUAGAGGAAUUAUUUUGUCACCUUUUUUCCUAAAUAGGUUUAGAGAAUGUUUUUUCAAUGAAUUGUUAGAAUUUUGCAAAUGUUUGACAAUGAAGCAUCGUUGCGUUAGUUAGAUGUAGUUUAUAUCUGCUUCUACAUAGAAACUUCCUUUUACCACAGUAUGAAGUAUACAAAGGUGCUUAGUUUACCGGAUAUUCUUUCAACUUAUGUUCUUCCAAGCUUUUUUAACAAAGCCAGUACGAUAUAGAGAACCUCCUUUUCAUUUGUUAGGCGUCAGUCAAUUAAUAAACCAAGCUAAACGCAAACUUUAACUGCAGCCGUCUGGAAAUAAAUAGGAGAUGAUAGUUUGUAAUGGAUAGAAAAAUUGUUGCGCUUUUGAACACUGUUUGCCUUGCAAAGUUAAACCAGCCUAUAACUAACUUUAUACAACUUUCUUUGGGUAUUAUAAAUAAAGCAUACUUGUUCUACAUUGUAUCGACGUGCAGGGGCGGUAGAAUUAAAAAUAUGACAAAAUAUUAAUGUAACAAAAGAAUUUCUGUCGGUAAAAUAUGGUUUUGCAUCUCUUACAAGCCAAUCCCCCCCCCCCCCCCCCCCAGCGAGGAUGGUCUCGCGACGCCACUGUCGACGUGUAUAUGCGGUUAGUAUUUCGAAUCUCUCUAACCAUGUAUAAUGUUAUGUUUUAUUUCUUCUAAUUAGAUUUGUGAAAUUUCAAUCAUUUGCGGAAACCUUUCAACUAAAAACGAUUCUACUUAAGCUGUGUAUUUAUUUUAUAUCUUCAGCCACAUAUUGAAUAAAAAAGAUUUGUUAGCGAA